This is a messenger RNA of Clunio marinus, 884 nucleotides long. Lineage: Eukaryota; Metazoa; Arthropoda; Insecta; Diptera; Chironomidae. The record is from the annotation of a GenBank genome assembly.
AAUCGGUCAAAAUUUCUUCAUUUCAAAAUAAACAAUGUUAAAAAACUUACUAAAUACUGGAAUUAAAAGCCCAGCACAGCAUUUAUUACUAGCUGCGAACAAUUUCAAUGCUCAACAAAUAAGGACGACAUUCAUUUUAAAGCGAAAGUAUCCCAUGUUACUUAAUAAAAAGAACCUACCUCCUCGUCCUUUAAGAGCAAGAGAUUAUGUUUAUGACUUAAUUGAAGACACAAAUGUAAAAAAGCAUCCAGACGUUGAAGUAAUUUUGACAAGUUAUGUUAGCGGAAUUGGAAAAAAAGGAGACAUUGUAAAAGUUUCUCCAAGUUAUGCUUAUAAUAAGCUACUACUUCCUGGUUUAGCAGCAUAUGUCACACCGCAAACUGUUGAAAAAUAUGUGAAUUUAGAUGACUCGGUAAAAGAAGAGACAUAUAGUUCACCAUUUGCACUGAGAACCAUGAACAUGAUUCAAAAUAAAGUAUUUUCAAUUGUAAUGAAUCAAACACAUCCAUGGGUGAUUGAGCCAUGGCAUAUUCGAGUGUCACUUCGUAAAGCUGGAUUUAAUAUUUUGCAUGAUAGCUCCAUCGAACUUCCUAAAGAGAAAAUCACUGGCCCGGAUCUCACAAUACAAAACAAAGGAUUUAGUGUCGUCGUGACCAUUAAUAACACUGAAAAAGUUGAGGUCAAAUGCAAGAUACAUCAUUGGACAAGAGAUCCUGACAUUAAACUUCCUUACGUCUUUGAACAUUACAAAUUGCCUGUCGAACCAAUACCUGGUGUAGGAAAACCAGAAUCAUUGACAAAUACGAUAGAUAAGUAAAGAAAUUCUUUGUGAAAUUAAUAAAAAUUUAGUCCUAACACACAAAGCAGAUUUUGUUAUCAAAUAG